Messenger RNA from Cryptomeria japonica (Japanese cedar), 1709 nucleotides. RefSeq names its product GDSL esterase/lipase At4g01130. Gene Ontology annotation, molecular function: hydrolase activity, acting on ester bonds. The transcript is spliced from 5 exons. The record is from RefSeq and is a predicted model, not a curated record. NCBI's taxonomy places the organism in Eukaryota, Viridiplantae, Streptophyta, Pinopsida, Cupressales, Cupressaceae. Bases 238 to 1419 code for a protein of 393 amino acids.
UUUCUAUCGUUUCGGGUGUAGAGUUUCAACUUUCACCGACAGUAACGAAUUGAAUGAGUUAGAUGGGUGAAUUGAAUGGAUGAGACCAAUCGAGCAGAGAAGUCGGCUCUCUCUGCACUCAUGUACGUGAUUUAACACGUAACUAUUGCAGGGACCUCACAAGUCGAGACAUCCAGCUUUAAAUCAUCACCCAAAUGUUUAACUUCUCUUACACUCAAGGCAAAAAGCUCCAGCGAUAUGAAGUUGCAGCUGCAGAUCUUCUGUUUGAUCUUCGCCACACUUUGGGUGGGAUGCCUGUGCACUCAUGGAAAUGCAGGCAAGGCCUCUAAAGAAGGAUGCUUCAAAACACUCUUUCAAUUCGGAGCAUCGCUCUUCGAUACAGGAAAUGCAGUCAUUGCAUUUCCACGACAGGCAUUUCAGCCCACCAGGCUGCCUUAUGGCUCCACUUUCCCUGGCUAUCCAGCCAACCGAUUUUCAGAUGGAAAGCUCAUCAUCGAUUAUUUAGCGGAUGCUUUCAAAUUGGAACUGCUUCAUCCUUAUCUCGAGAGUGUGGGGCCCGAGACGACGAACAGAACGGUAAGAGACUACAGGAGAGGAGUGUGUUUCUCGGUGGCCAUGGCAACUGCACUGUCUGUGGAAGAAUUAAAUUCCACAGGAAUUGAGGGCAAAAAACUAGCGUUGAAUCCUUUUACUUCUGAUUCACAAUUCGAGUGGUUUCAAUAUUUCAGGGAGCGCGCUUUGGAAAGCGGAACCAAGUCUAGAGGAAAUUUAAGCGCUGUUUUACCCAGUAAAGAGGCGAUGGUAAACGCGCUUUAUCUUCCAGGAGAGUUCGGCGUUAAUGACUACCGCGUGGGUUUACUGUCUGGUCUAAGGGUUGCAGAGCUGAAGAAGAAAGUGCCUUCAGUCGUUCACAAGAUCGUCACUCUAGUCAAGAAGCUCCAUGGGACAGGUGCCAGGAAUUUCCUGGUUGUUGGGGUCCCACCUCAGGGAUGCAGCCCAUUUUACUUGACAGUGUUGAGCGGAAGCAAAGACCGAUAUAACUGCCUGGUUGAGGUGAAUGAAAUCCAUCGUCUACACGAGACAAUGCUAAAAGUGGCACUGCGAGACCUGCGGGAACAGCUGAGGGACUCGAACAUAAUGUUUGCGGACUAUUACAGGGCGUUCAUGAGCGUGAUCAAACAUCCUUCAAAGCAUGGAAUGAAAGUGAGAAAUGUUGCCUGCUGUGGUGGGGGUGGAGAGUACAACUACAAUCCUGCGGCUGUUUGUGGAACGAACUCUUCAAGGCGAUGUUCAGAGCCGGAAAAUCACAUGUAUUGGGAUGAUUUCCAUCCAACUGAUGCGCUCAACAAAAUAAUCGCUGCUAAAUUUGCUUCCGGGAAAUAUGUUGAACCUCCAAACGUCUCGCUAGGCUGUUCCUGAGCACUAAUAGUAUAUUUCUUAGAUGUUUGUAAUGGCAGGUCCCCUCUUCGUGGAAACAAAAGUGUUGUGUCGUGGAAACAAAAGCUGUGGCUUUAGAUAUCUCUAUAAUUAUAUGGCUCAGGGAUGCUAUCUUCUAUGUUUUCUAUGUCUCAUAGGUUUCUCGAUCUUAUAGAACUGGGCUUAUUAUCGUACUAAAUGUAUUGAAGAUAACGAUGGGUACCGUUUCUAUGUUAAAGCUUCUUUAUAAUAUUAUAUGUAAAAAUGGGAGAGGGCCCUUAUUGUUGUUUAAA